GCUCAACAGCGGGCACCGCGUCAUCUGGCAAGACAGUGGGCACCAAUUCACCAGGCACGACAGUGGGCUCGAGUCAAUUGGCACGACAGCGGGCACCGGGUCAUCAGGUACCGGAUUGUCUGGCUCGACAGCGGGCAUCGGGUCACCAGGUAUGACAGCAUGCACUGGGUCACCAGGCAUCAGGUCAUUUGGCUUGCCAGCGGGCACCGCGUCAUCUGGCAAGGUAGUGGGCACCGGGGGUCCACCAGCAUUGGAUCGUCUGGCUUGACAGCGGGCAUCAGGUCACCAGGCAUCAGGUCAUUUGGCUCGCCAGCGGGCACCGCGUCAUCUGGCAAGGCAGUGGGAACCGAGUCACCAGUACGACAGCGGGCUCUGAGUCAAAAUGGGCACGACAGCGGGCACCGGAUCAGGUACCGGAUCAUCUGGAUCAACAGCGGGCAUCGAGUCAACUGG
Molecule: messenger RNA, 453 nt
Organism: Staurois parvus
Lineage: Eukaryota; Metazoa; Chordata; Amphibia; Anura; Ranidae
Source: the annotation of a GenBank genome assembly